AUGUUUGUUAAAAACUGGCAUUGCAUAAUAUUUAACCUGCAAACCCAAAUACCAGCUUGUACCAUCGUACUGAGGCAUUUCGACGAUACUUUCGCCAGAAGAGGGCUAGUGUAUUUGGUGACAUUGCAUAUGGUGAGCCGGCAGCCGUUAGAAACCGGCGGCGGUUGUAGAGAUCAGAUUUUCUUCUCCCGGUUUACAGCCGUUGAUUUCCGCUUUGAUAAGAUGGCUCACGGCAUUGUGGGCACUAGUCUGGCUUUUGGCUGCACCUUCAACUGA
Protopolystoma xenopodis is the source of this 276-nucleotide messenger RNA. NCBI's taxonomy places the organism in Eukaryota, Metazoa, Platyhelminthes, Monogenea, Polystomatidea, Polystomatidae. The record is from the annotation of a GenBank genome assembly.